ACCAAAUGGGUCUGGGCGCCUUCCAAGUUUCUACCUGCGUUUGACAUGCCAUGACAAUGAUCUGCUUUAUGCAUACAGAUGGGCCCGAAAAGAACUUCCUGACGAGAACCUCCCAGGGGACUCCGUGAUGCCGCACGUUCGGAGGAAAGGGAAACGCUUUAGCUCUCCAUCCUGGCAAGCGAUCAUAGCCACACCUGACUGGUCUACUGCUCGCCCGAGUAGGUCACAACGAUGACCAUCAUUGACAACGUGUGCUUAUGCAUGUCAUUGCUGACUGCAGGUUGGAUCGCGUACCUCUUCCCAAUUUCCACUGCCCACGAUCGACCUAUCCACCUCGUCGUUUUUGCCUUACUGGCCGGUUCGUUCGCUUUACCGAGUGCAAGCAAGGCCAUACCUAGACUAUAUCAAUCGCCUGAGUCCAACAAGGGCCGUUAUGCAGCCCUACCUUUGGAAGAACUUGGACGCGCAAUAGAAAGGUUAGGACCUGAAGAGGCGGAUGGCCGAGAUAAUAGGAAGGUCAAGGUCUCAUUACUCUCGGCGACGAUUGCGGUUCUAUCGGUGCGCAUUGAGUUGUACCGUCGAAUUUCAGGAGCACCAGAAUGCACGAUCGACAGCGUGGCGGUAUUCCUCCCGUUCACGCUCGCAUUGUACGAUGCAGUUCGAUCCCAACGCUCGCUAGCACUGAAGUAUGAAGAGCGUCCCGACAGCAGUGUAUACGAAUCCUUGCGUAUGAUGAUUGGCAAAAGGGUACAUGGGCCCCGGACGAGAUAUCUACUCCCACUGUUUCUCGUGUCAUACGGCUGCUAUCUCGUUCAAGGACUCUGGGUUUCUUCUAACUCCACCUUCAUAUGUCCUCUUGUGACUGGUGAACAACGGACAGUCCCGACAAUGCAGGUUGUGGCGCUGCUCUUGGAUUUAUGCCUUGCCAUCAUCAUUUAUGAGACGGCACCAAAGGCCGAUGGUCGCGGACUUUCAGGUCGGAGAUGUGUGGUGCUAUGGAGUUCAGCAAUGUUUGCCACGGUGUUAAUAUGGUCGGUCGUGGCCACGAUUGUGUAUACUUUCAAGCCGGAUUACAGGACAUGGUUGUUAUUACUGGAACCGACGUUGGAUUCUAGCACCUUAUUCGCCAUUUCGGGAAACGUUCUCCUUUUCUGUCUCUUAUGCAUUACGACACUGCAUUGUAUUACGACUCACGGCACUUUGGAUAUGUCGGUCUACUUUACGGCGUUAAUGACUAUGAUACCCGGAUUCGAGUUUAUUUGGUCUCACAAAAACCCAUUUCCUCCGACACCAACCUCAACAUCGACCUGGUCUUUCAUUCUUGUGGCUGUUGGGUGGAGGGUAUAUCGCCACAUUCAACAAGCACUGCGCGAGAAGAGUCCGAUACCGCUUUCUCGCCAGGCACUACUAUUUAUUGUGUUCGGUAUCCUGCUAUUACCUCCCUGGGGCAAAAGAGACUAUGUUCAUUUUCACCCCAUUGACAUGCUCAUCUACGACGCACAACUCCACCACCAGCAGUACCUUGAAACAGUAGGAAACACUGGUUCGCUGGCCGAUACCGUCAACCAGUACAAAGAAAAGCACGGGCGCAAUCCUCCUCCCAGAUUCGAUAAAUGGCUUGAGUACGCACAAAAUAGAUCCGCGCUAAUCGUCGACGAAUUCGACCAAAUCUAUGAAGACCUGCUGCCUUUUCGCACGAUACCGCCUGCCGACCUCAGGCGACAUACCUGGGAAAUGGUAUCCAAUCCGUGGAACGAGAUAUCAGGGAUCACGAUUCGUAAUGGAAACGCGGCAGUUCAGGAAAAUGUGCUCCCUACGCAUCGAUGGAUGCUCGAAGGUGUUGCGAUACUCAUCAACAGUUUUGCCCAAUAUCUGCCUGAUAUGGAUUUGGCAUUCAAUCUCAAUGACGAGUCGAGGGUGGCGGUGCCAUACAAAGAUCUCCAGCACCUGCGAGAGCAAGGCCGUUCGUUAGACAAAAGUGGUGGUGGAAGUUGGUCCAACGACCGCGCGGCCGGAUGGUUGCCAAUUCCAGAGCAAGAAUUCACUGAAUCAAUAUUCCACGACUCGGCAUUUCGAAACACAUUCCGAAAGUUUGGCUCUAUAGGAUGCAAACCCUCGUCGCUUGCUCGGAGAUAUCCUCAUAUUUCGUCCCGGUCACACAUUUGCGGCGCGUGUGUCGCUCCACAUUCGCUUGGGCAGUUCCUGGCCAACUGGACAGACGCCGCAGACAUCUGCCAUCAGCCGGACCUGGCACAACUUCACGGCUUCUAUAUGUCGCCUGCAGCCUUCAAGACGUCGUAUCAGCUGAUGCCGGUGUUUUCUCAGUCAAAGCCCCAUGGUUAUAAUGACAUUUUGUACCCGUCAGCCUGGAACUACAUGGACAAAGUCGUCUAUGCUCCUAGCGAGGAGAAAGGCACUCCUGGUGAAGAGGGUUACCAGCCGGGGUAUCCCGACGCGCCUUUCGAAGAAAAGGAAAACGUCCUGUUCUGGCGCGGAGCAACCUCAGAGGGCGUCGCUUCGGGCAACCACGCCUGGCGCGGCAUGACUCGGCAAAGGCUUGUACAUAUGGCCGAUAACCUCACUACGGCGUCCCACGAUCGAUUUGCCGUCCUCCUACCCAAUCCCGACAACUACGCAAAAUACAAGUACCAGAUCCUGCCUGGCCCCGCGGCCAAGGAGUUGGGACUCAAGACUGACAUUGCGAUUGUGGAUUCCAUUGCCCGCUGCGGCGGUGUCGGUCUGCAUGAUUGCACCGACCAAGAAGGCGAGUUUGGACUGGUCGGGCCCUCGGAUUUCCAAGCCCACUGGCGACAUCGAUUCUUGUUCGAUAUGGAUGGGGCGGGCUUUUCGGGCCGUUUUUUACCGUUUCUGCAGUCGAGGUCAUUGCCGUUCAAGACGGCGCUGUUUAGGGAAUGGUACGACAGUCGACUUACUGCGUGGUUGCAUUUCGUGCCCCAGGAUUUGAGGUUGCAUGGGAUGUGGAGCACACUUGCUUACUUUGCGGGUGUGAAUGGGACGAUGACUGGACAUCAAAUCCGCUGGAACCCGCAUCUCAAGGAGGGUGAGAUGAUUGCUGAGGCUGGACGGGAGUGGGCGGGGAGGGUGCUUAGGAAAGAAGAUAUGGAGUUGUACUUUUUCAGGCUGUUGCUUGAAUGGGGACGGUUGACGGAUGACAAUAGGGAUGAGCUGGGGUUUGUGCUGCCUGGCAGCUGAAACGUAUAUAAGAACAGCGUGUAGUAUAUAUAAGACAUAUUGCUUG
This is a messenger RNA of Exophiala viscosa, 3259 nucleotides long. RefSeq lists its product as uncharacterized. NCBI's taxonomy places the organism in Eukaryota, Fungi, Ascomycota, Eurotiomycetes, Chaetothyriales, Herpotrichiellaceae. The record is from RefSeq and is a predicted model, not a curated record. The transcript has 3 exons. Bases 232 to 3213 code for a protein of 993 amino acids.